This is a messenger RNA of Biomphalaria glabrata, 3693 nucleotides long. RefSeq names its product fatty acid-binding protein, heart-like. Gene Ontology annotation, cellular component: cytosol; nucleus. Gene Ontology annotation, biological process: fatty acid transport. NCBI's taxonomy places the organism in Eukaryota, Metazoa, Mollusca, Gastropoda, Planorbidae. The record is from RefSeq and is a predicted model, not a curated record. The coding region runs from base 388 to 957 and encodes 189 amino acids. The transcript has 5 exons. Gene Ontology annotation, molecular function: fatty acid binding.
UGAGACCUUAUGUUUACUUGAUAAAUUGUCUAGCGAGUGUCUCAUGACAUUUACCUGCACUUUCUACACAACCAACUGACAACUCCUUUGUUUCUAGUCAAUUUGUACACGGUAUUAUCAGCCAGCUUGAACUAAACGUAGACACUGACAGAGACAAGACUGUUCACUUCUUAUUGGACAUCUACACCCGAGAUUGAAUUUUAUAAUUCUAGAAUCGAGUUUCUAUUUCUAACGGACUUCAUGAAGAUUUGUGAUUCUAAAAAGAUAUAUAGCGAUGAAUUAAUAUAGUUAUACGGUGACUGAGGGAGACAUACAUAUAUAUACAGAGUUUUAUUUUGACCCAUUACCGAGUGCAGUAAUUUUUUGUCGACUUGUAGAUCUUCUCCAAUGGGUGCAAUCAUUGCGCGUGCAUUAGUCUGUGUUUUGUUACUACUAUCUAUUUCUCUAACAACCUUGACCUUACCGUCCAACACUUCUUCCAGACCUAGAGCCACACAUUCCGGGAAGGAGCAGAAGUCUCGCGCGAGCAACAGCACCUCCAUGGCACUGGAUCAUUUCAUUGGGAGAUGGCUGGAGGAAAAGAAAGAAAGUUUUGCUUGUCUAGCAGACGCACUUGGUUUGUCAGGAGAGCAGAGGGCGUUCUUUGAAAACAGUAAAUCUGAAUUGUCCUAUCAACGAAAUGGUGACACUUGGACCAUAGCCGUUGGCAUUGUGGGAGUCCCCCAGAACACGACCUUUACCUUCAAACUAGGAGAGACUUAUGACUCUACAAAUAUAGACGGAUCUCCUUUAAAGAGUGUCAUUAGACAAGAUGGGAAUAGACUUGUUGAACGACACGAGAACCAAGGCCAACGGAACUUUGUGAUGGACAUCGUCCGAGAGGUCAAUAAUGACUUAAUGAAUGCUACUACAACUAUAGGCGGUGUUUCUAUGCAGACCAUAUACAGAAGAACCUAGAGAGUCCAAGUACUGCCUAUAGAGACAACACUUCUCGCCUGUUCUAAUGCUAAUGUGUCUGGAUUGAUGGUGAUUCCUGCAGUAACUGUUCAGCUUUAGAUGUUUGUCGUGUUCAACCUUGUCAAUGUUGUACAUCAGAGAUCGGAUUAACAUGGCUGCUUAGUUAGUGUUCAGAUAAUGUUCUUCUAGUUUCUUGCAUAUUUUUGGUCAUUUGCUAUGUCUAAUAAGCAGUACGCAUUUAUAAAGGUGAAUUUUUUAUAGCAAAGUGGUAGAGCCUAUUUUUCCCGACACAUAGAGUUCUAGUCUCGACAUGGGACAGCAGGUCCAUUGAUUAGAUUUGGCGGUACUUUUUUUUUAUAGCCUCUCAUUUCCCGCGACAACAAAAGUGCCAGGUUACUUGAUAUGGGCUAGCACCAUGGCAACGCGUCUGAAAAAUGUAACCCUACAACUUCAAAUAAAACUCUAAUUUGAUUUUACUUUUGAUGAAUCUUUGGAAUGAAACUAUUCUAGGUUGUUUUUUUCACAUUAGUAAACGUUUUAUCGCCCACAGUGAAGUAGAGAAAUCUCUUUAAACUGAGUUUUUUUUUUUUAAUUCAAAAUAACAUAUUUGCUUGCUCAACAUGUUACUGUGUAUAUAGUGUAUGGUGUGAAUCCGUUUCCAAUAAUGAUUAUUUGUAUUGAAUCACUGCUGCUUCAUUGUUUUAGGUACAGAGAUUAAAACUGAAUUAAACUUUAAAAAAAACUACUUUGGUAUUGCCUUUAACAGAAGAGAUAAAAGGAGAAAGUCUUUGUUUCAUUAGAAAUGAACUUAGAUCACUAGAUAUCCUGGUGCUUGCUUGGUCUUUAUAAAUGUUCAGAAUUGAUGAUCUAGUGAAUGCUGUUAUUGAUUGGAAUUGACUAUUUUUCAUGUGUGUCUAAUUGAAUACCUAUUAAGACCCUUUCGAGAAUCGGCUUUAGUUUUCGGAUCAUCUGUUAGAGCCCACUCUUGCUUCAUGUCCCUGUUGAUGCUGUGAAAACCUGCAGCAAGUUCUUUGAUUUGUAGGACUACAGAUGUGACGUGAAGAGCAGCUAGGAGGACCUAAAGAUGUGACGUGAAGAGCAGCUAGGAGGACCUAAAGAUGUGACGACUACAAUGAGGGACUGUGACAGGGACUACAGAUGUGACGUGUAAUACUACCCUGAGAGCCUACAGAUUGACGUGUAAAAUUACUACAAGGGUCUACAGAUAUGACGUGUAAGACUACAAUAAGGGUCUACAGAUUGACGUGUAAGACUACCCUGAGAGCCUACAGAUGUGAGAUGUAAGACUACAAUGAGAGAUUACAGAUGUGAGAUGUAAGACUACAAUGAUAGAUUACAGUUGUGAUGUAUUCUUUACUGAGUCGAUGUUUGUGUAAUUGUGACUAUGUGCGGUCCAGCUCAAUACAUGUCAUUCCUAACCACCCAAACAUCUAGACACACACGAGCCAAUGUAUUAUGACCUAACCUGUUACGACUUCGUUGAAUCUCCUUAGAUUACCUUUUCUUGAGUAUAAAGAUUCUGUAAAUUAAACUCAAGUAAAGAUUUGUAUCAAAUUUAUCAAUCAUAAAACGAUUUAUACAAAAUUAAUACCAUUAUAAUAAAUUAUCAAUGUCUGUAUACGUUGUAAUUCCGGUUAUAAUUUGUGUUUUGUUUGUUAUUUUUCUUGUUAUAAACUUUAGAAUAGUUUGUAUCCUACUGACAUCUUGACGAUAAAGUAUUACCUAAUACCCCUGCCUAAGAACUUGUUGUCUUUAAUUGUACUUUGGGCUGUACUCAGAGAAGUCAAAUGUCGUUCAAUGUGACACUGUUGCCUUAUCAGGAGCUGUCUAUGUCUAUCUGAGUUGGAUGUUAAUGCAGACAGUGUGUAUCUAAUGAACAAUGUCUUCUCCGUUAUUUCAGUGGGAACACUUCAGAAUUAAGAUGACGAAACAAUAACUACUCAAAUGAAUACAUAAAAACGUUGGCAACAUAUGAAGGAUACAUUUCUUUACAAAGCUUACAUUAACUUACUUCGUCUGUCUGUCCGUCAGUCUGUCUGGUAGAAAUCUUGUCCGCGAUUUAUUUCCCACUUCCCAUUCUCGGAUCAAGUUAAAACAUUUAAAUAAUUAUCAAUAGUUCAUGACAAUACAUGAAUCAAUAAAAAAAGCAGCCAAUUAGGUAAUCAGUUAAUGGUAUUUAAUUAAUGUUUUUAUCUUGAAAAAGGGAUUUAAACCUUGCUUUGUUUUUUAAAAAAAAGUAUUUUUUAAAAUAUUUUGCUUGUUAAUAUGUAACUUCUUUGUUGCUAAAAGUAGAAUCAGAAUUUAAAAUUCAAUCAUUUGUGACUCUGUACUAGUCUGAACUUAACAACUAUGAAUCUUAUUGUGUCUUUAGUACCAAUAAGACUGUGUUUAUAGUACUGGACACAGCUCUGUGUAAUGACUAUAUUAAGAUUUCUCUCAAAUUAAUGUGCACUCUUAUUUGAUUUGUUAAUUCCCCCCCCCCCCUAUUUUGCUUCUUGGCUUAUUAUCGGUGAUUGACUAUUCCAGUAUGAACAACAUCAGAUCAGUAGAUGGUAUAUUACAAUGGUCAAUGUGAUUAUUCUAUUGAAUGUUCAUUAAAACUCUAAGGAUGUGUGUUCUAGUCAAAGGACUUAUUGAAAUGCCUAUAUCAUUGAACGUUGAGUUGUCAACUAUGUACAUUUGAUGUCUGGCUCUUGUAAUAAAACUGUGAAGUUA